AUUUCUAUACCAAAAGCGGUAACCCCGAGCUACACUCGGGCUUACCAUGCAGCGCUGUAUAGGGAGUCCCUGCAGCACUUACCUUGUCCUGCGCUCCCGCGGUGUGUCCCCUGCAGCGUCCCCGGCCAUCUCCUCCGGCUGAUGCCUGCAUCUGGCUUCUGUGUUCCGGUCCCUGUGACGUCGGGACGUAUGGGCGCCGCCAGCGGCGGGAAAUUUGAAAAAUUUAAAAAAAAAUAAGUCAUUUUUUUUUUUCAAAACGAUUUUUCAUAUGCUCUGUCCUGUCCCCUGUCUGCAUUUUGUCUGUUCUUUCUG
This is a messenger RNA of Staurois parvus, 312 nucleotides long. Lineage: Eukaryota; Metazoa; Chordata; Amphibia; Anura; Ranidae. The record is from the annotation of a GenBank genome assembly.